AUGGACAUCGAGUAUCGACCGAUUCCGGUGGAAAUAAAGGAACGGCUGGACCGUUUUUUCGGCCGUAAGGACCACUUCGUUGAGGUGAACCCGGGUCAGGUGAUUAUGCCCCAGAAGUAUGUGGACUUGGGUGAAUCCAUUCGUACGCUACCGAUCCGUUCGGAUGAUGUUUGGCUGAUGUCAUUCCCGCGGGCGGGAUCUACCUGGGCACAGGAAAUGGUGUGGCUGCUCGGUAACAAUCUUGACUACGAAGGGGCCCGAAAUCAGCUGCAGCAGGUCCGGACGCCACUGCUCGAACUGUCGGCCAUCUUUUCCGACGAUCACACCGUGGAAGAUACCGUGACUCGUCACGAACGGAUCGAUUCGGUGCAGUGUGUGCGUCAGAUGCCCGGAAGGCGCUUUAUCAAAUGUCACCUUCCUUGGCAGUUGCAUCCCCACGAGCUGGGCACGGUGCGACCCAAAAUGAUCUACGUCGUGCGCAAUCCGAAGGACCUGUGCGUGUCGUACUAUUACUACUGCCAGCUGAUCCAUCGAUCCGAGGGAACCUUCCAGGAGCUUUGUGACAUCUUCCUGGCCGAUCAGGCUCCCAUUGGCCCGAUGUGGGCCCAUGCGCUCGCCUUUUGGAAGCGGCGCAACCAAGACAACAUCCUCUUCCUGAAGUACGAAGACAUGAAGCGCAACCUGCCGCAAGUGAUACGCCGCUGUGCGCAAUUUCUGGAGUUUGGGCGCGAGCUGACGGAAGACGAAGUGCAGCGGAUGUGUGAGCAUCUGCAAUUUGACCGUAUGCAGCGCAAUCCGGCCGUCAAUCUGGAACCGUUGAUGAAGGAGUCACCGAUCGUGAAGAAAGACGCUGGUGUGAAGUUCAUACGAAAGGGUGAGAUAGGCGACUGGAAAAACCACAUGGAUGCAGCGACGUCCGCCCGUUUCGACGCGUGGAUCGAGGAACACUUCGGGGGCAGCGGAUUGGAGUUUGAGUACGAAUGA
Molecule: messenger RNA, 984 nt
Organism: Anopheles coustani
Lineage: Eukaryota; Metazoa; Arthropoda; Insecta; Diptera; Culicidae
Gene: St2
Product: luciferin sulfotransferase
Exons: 2
Coding region: 1-984 (327 amino acids)
Biological process (GO): sulfation
Cellular component (GO): cytoplasm
Molecular function (GO): sulfotransferase activity
Source: RefSeq, a predicted model, not a curated record